AGAGAUGAUCAUGUCUGCUGAGAUAUCACAGGCACACAUUUCUCAUGGGCAAGCUGUUUUGCUUCCUUCUCUUUCCCAUGUUCAAUGGGCUUCAGUCGAACCAAACUUGAAAGGUUCUUGCAGAUCCAGGCCCAGGUCGAAAACCCCACAUUAAAACCUUUCACUGCUUCGCAUGGCAAUUCUGCUGUCGUUCUUGGUGCAUCCCAUUUAUCAAUCCAUGGCUACUUCGUCGCUGCUGAUGCGCAAGACCCUGAAAUCUUUUCGAAAUCCCUCCUCCAUCUUGGCGUCCCUGACCACCCAUUCCCGGCGGCUCAGCUCCACCGUCGCCGCCCAAACCCAGCCCGACAGCCCGUCUUCCUCCUCCUUCACGUUCUCCGCCGACGACGCAAUAUAUGUCAAGGCUCCGAGCCCGAAGCCGGCGUCCGCCUCCGACCCAUCUUCGGUGACGAUGCCGAUGGCGUUCAUGACGGGGUCCAUCGUGGGGAGGCGGUUCUACAAGCAGGUGACGACGAGGGAGGCCGACGAUGGGAACGGCUGGACCGUGAUGCUCGAUUACAGGACCCUGAAGACGCCUUCCAAGAGGGCUCUCAAGCUCCCGACCCACGCCCUCGCCAAGGCCAUUGCUGCCGAGUGGGAGUAUCAGAUGGGAUAAGGCCUUUCACGAUGCCUCUGAUGAAACUCGCUUGCACGGCACUGGAGAGAGUUCCGCUUACCCGGCCGAAGAUCAUUGAACACCUGAUGAAGAAAUUCAAUCAAGACCUGGUCUUCUGCCGCGCGCCGGAGGACAAUGUCUUGACGAGUGAUGUUCACGAUAGGCAGGUGGAGAAAAUUGAUCCUUUGCUCGAUUGGUUGAAGUCAGAAUUUGGAUUUAAGCCUGUUCUGUACUCGAGCUUUUUCGGCGGCAAGCAGGAUGAGGGGUUGAUAAAGGCUAUAGAAAACCUUCUGAAGAACACCGAUGACUGUGAACUGGCGGCGAUUGAUGCUAUGGCUGCAGCAGCGCACUCUUUGGUCAUUGCUCUUGGAAUUUUUCGUGGAAAAUUGCAGAUUGAGGGAGCUAUUGAGUUAAUCAGACUUGAAGAAGACUUCCAGGUGGACAGGUGGGGUCUAGUGGAAGGCGGUCAUGAUGUUGAUAUUGCGGAUCUCAAGGUGCAGAUAUCAUCUGCAGCUGUUUUUCUUGCACUCUCAAGAAGGAUUUAGUUCUAGUGCUCCCGAUCCUUCAGAUUUCGUUAUAACUUUGUAGUGUGAGGCGCAGCAUUUGUCGCUUUAGUUUUUUAUACUCGUUCUGUUUAUAUGUCUAUGGGCAACCAAACAAUUUGUAACAAUAAAAUUUUUGCCUGGUUUGCGAAAUGAGAUACUGUACUUAAAUGAUCA
Messenger RNA from Syzygium oleosum, 1371 nucleotides. RefSeq lists its product as uncharacterized. The transcript has 4 exons. The record is from RefSeq and is a predicted model, not a curated record. The coding region runs from base 85 to 1197 and encodes 370 amino acids. Gene Ontology annotation, biological process: mitochondrial proton-transporting ATP synthase complex assembly. NCBI's taxonomy places the organism in Eukaryota, Viridiplantae, Streptophyta, Magnoliopsida, Myrtales, Myrtaceae. Gene Ontology annotation, cellular component: mitochondrion.